Molecule: messenger RNA, 480 nt
Organism: Thlaspi arvense
Lineage: Eukaryota; Viridiplantae; Streptophyta; Magnoliopsida; Brassicales; Brassicaceae
Source: the annotation of a GenBank genome assembly
AUGGAUUUCAGAGUAAUGAGUAGUUGGGACUCGCCGAUCCUGCACACUUUGCAGCAGAUGAUGGACAUGGCGGCGGCUGAUGACAAGUCCUCAAACGCUCCUUCGAGUGCAUACGUUCGAGAUGCCAAGGCCAUGGCGACGACUCCAGCGGACGUUAAGGAGUACCCAAAUUCGUACGUGUUCAUAAUCGAUAUGCCCGGUCUAAAGUCAAGGGAGAUAAAGGUGCAGGUGGAGGGCGACAAUGUCCUCGUGAUAAGCGGAGAGAGGAAGAGGGAGGAGGAGAAAGACAAAGAGGGGGCAAAGUACGUGAGGAUGGAGAGGAGGAUGGGAAAGUUAAUGAGGAAGUUUGUCCUGCCAGAAAAUGCAAACACCGAUGCUAUCUCGGCCGUCUGCCAGGACGGAGUGCUCACCGUCACUGUCCAGAAGUUGCCUCCUCCUGAGCCAAAGAAGCCAAAGACCAUUGAGGUCAAGAUCGCUUGA